AGUUUCAUCUUUUAUUGUAUAUUUUCAAUGUGAAUCUUCUUAAUAUUUCUCUGUGGCUCUUCCAAGUUCUACUGGUGUGUUAAAACCCUAUUUCAAAUGAAUCUUUCCUAAUCCUCAUUACAUAAAUCAACAGUGUGAACUUUCUUAUCAGUGCUGAACAGUAUUUUUAAUGGGAGCAUCUAAAGAUCGAGAGCUCGGCUAGUGUAUAGAGGCCUUUAAUUGGCAGACAAAGACACACGAGUCAAUUUGAAAUUAACUUAGUCAUUGUUUGCCAGUGCCUGAGAGUGUGUGUGAGACUGUGAGUUUUCCAAACAUGCCUAAAUUUAACCGGGUGCGUUACACCAAUUUAACCGACGGUUCCAUUGCAAUGAGACGAUGGAUUUGUUACAGAACGAUUACGAACCUCAAAAAUUUCUUCGUCAAUAACAAGUCUGCAAAAUACCUGUUAGCUAUUUUGGUUACAAUUCUAACUAUACAACAGAUAUGUUUUAUGUAUACGGAGCCAUCAUCACCAGAUAUCGCCCAGAAUAUCAGAGGCUUGUGGACCUACAAGUGUAUGAAAAAUCGAUGCCGGAAAACACAAUUCACUGGCAAAGACGGCGAAGAUUCAGGCCAGAUUUCGUUGAAUGUGUGCAAACUGACUUGCGGUGAUCCCCCCGGCUCACUAUGGCCAAUGCCCACUGGGAAGGUGCAGAUACAAAGGCAACUGGUUGCAAUCAACCCCAACAACAUCAUUAUGGAAGACGAACCUCCUGGGAAUCAAGAAAUGAAUACUGAAAAUGGCAAAGUUUAUCUGGCGCUACGUGGAUCUUUCUCAACUCGACUUCUGACGGAGACUGUAGGUAAACCCAUAAAAGCUGAUGGAGGUUACGAAUUUCAUCUGACAUUGCAAAUCCAGGACACGAGUGUGGAUAAGCCUACACUCAACAUGGAUGAGAGCUACCAACUCAAAGUCGAAACUGAUAAUGAUAAAAAGCUGGUGAGCUCAUCAAAUCGAUUAAUUCUAGGUAUAGUACGAGUAGUAUAAAAAGGUGGGUCCUGGGACACAAGU
Messenger RNA from Nilaparvata lugens (brown planthopper), 1051 nucleotides. RefSeq names its product chitooligosaccharidolytic beta-N-acetylglucosaminidase-like. NCBI's taxonomy places the organism in Eukaryota, Metazoa, Arthropoda, Insecta, Hemiptera, Delphacidae. The transcript has 4 exons. Bases 314 to 1027 code for a protein of 237 amino acids. Gene Ontology annotation, molecular function: serine-type endopeptidase inhibitor activity. The record is from RefSeq and is a predicted model, not a curated record.